UCCGACCUCUCCUUGGGUGAAGGUUCAUUGCAGAGACAGUGUAGCCUUUUCUGCGAGUUGUAGUUUAUCGCCUCAGCUACGAUGUCUGGCCGUGUUCUCGUCGGAGUCAAACGUGUCAUUGACUACGCAGUUAAGAUCCGCGUGAAGCCGGACAACAGUGGCGUGGUGACGGAUGGCGUUAAACACUCAAUGAACCCCUUCUGCGAGAUCGCCGUGGAGGAGGCGGUCAAGCUGAAGGAGAAAAAGCUCAUUAAGGAGGUUGUGGCUGUCAGCUGCGGGCCGCAGCAGGCACAGGAGACCAUCCGCACUGCCCUGGCUAUGGGAGCUGACCGGGGCAUUCAUGUGGAAGUGUCGGGAAAAGACUAUGAGACUCUGGGACCGCUGCAGGUCUCUAAGAUCUUUGCUGCUUUGGCCAAAAAAGAGGAGGCUCAGCUCGUCAUCCUCGGAAAACAGGCCAUCGAUGAUGACUGCAAUCAGACGGGCCAGAUGACGGCAGCUCUCCUCGACUGGCCCCAGGGUACCUUCGCCUCAGAGGUGUCACUGGAGGGAGACAAGAUUAAGGUUGUGAGAGAAAUUGACGGCGGCCUGGAAACUAUUAAGAUCAGCACACCGGCAGUCGUGACCGCUGACCUUCGGCUCAACACCCCCAGAUAUGCCACCCUGCCCAACAUCAUGAAAGCCAAAAAGAAGAAGAUCGCUAAUGUGAAGCCAGCCGACUUGGGCGUGGAUCUCACGUCACGCGUGGAGGUGUUGAGAGUGGACGAGCCCCCGCAGAGGCAGGCCGGAGUGAAGGUGGAGACGGUGGAGGACCUGGUGGGCAAACUAAAGGAGGCUGGGAGGGUAUAGAGGCUCCAGGGACCUGAGCAGGGAGCACAGAGUCUGACAGAGGGGACUCUAAUAAAUAACAGAGCCGCGUCUGAUGAGCACACCCGGAGGAGCAGCUUAUGCGUUUUGGUCUAAUCCCUCUGUCUGAGACUGCAGCUCCCCACGGUGUGCAGAGAGGUACCGACGGGAGGAGCACCGAGAAACACCGUCCUGCAGACACACAACUCCCACACCACCAUCUCCGUCUUGGCAUUUUAACUUACUUGGACCGAAUCGCGUGUUUCACAGAAUCCCCGUAAAAACUCCACAUGAGCGGUUUUCAUAUCCGACGUCCCCACAUGUGAAGAGGUGCAGGUUUUGUAAAUGAUAUUUGUAAAUAUGGACCCAAACAUGUGAUCGAGAUGAUUAUAUCCUUCCAGAUAACAUGUCAUGAUUUACUGCUAACCUGUGUAGUUAUUGGGGAAGUUCCCAUGGUUCAGGACUGACUGGACGGUGUUUCUCAGUACGAGUGGAAAGCAUUAUCAUCAAUCUGUAUUUUACCGUAAGCGCCUCAAUUCUCUGUUGAUUGUACAGCCGGAAACCGUGACAAUAAAGCAAGCCAGUCUUUUUCAUACCGAAAAA
This is a messenger RNA of Salarias fasciatus (jewelled blenny), 1446 nucleotides long. It is a transcript of the gene etfb, whose product is annotated as electron transfer flavoprotein subunit beta. Gene Ontology annotation, biological process: amino acid catabolic process; fatty acid beta-oxidation using acyl-CoA dehydrogenase. Gene Ontology annotation, molecular function: electron transfer activity. The transcript has 7 exons. Bases 82 to 846 code for a protein of 254 amino acids. The record is from RefSeq and is a predicted model, not a curated record. Gene Ontology annotation, cellular component: mitochondrion. Lineage: Eukaryota; Metazoa; Chordata; Actinopteri; Blenniiformes; Blenniidae.